AUGAUGAAAAAUAUUAGAAGCGUUUUUGGGAUAAUUCCCAGAAACGGAACUAGAACGUUUACGACUUUUGAAAAGAUACACAAGGAGCCUCCAAAUUAUGCAUCAGUGCCCUUUGUAAAGGAGGAUUUGGACGUGGUUUUCAAAGAGGUGCCAGAUUUUAAGUAUUAUCACUUCGGUUCGCCGCAGAAUGAGGGGAAUCCGUUUAAAAACGUGCCAAUGUCAGAGUCUAUAUACGUAAGAGGCUCAGAAGGGAGUUUUAAACCAGUGGAUAACAAGUUUCAAUACGCAAAGCUGGAAAACGGACUGAGAAUAGCAGCGUUGGACAAGGGAGGGCUGGAUUCGCACCUGGGCUUGUACGUGGGAGCAGGCUCAGCACAAGAAGAAGGGCACAACCAGGGAGUGUCCUCAAUGGUGGAGAACAUGGCCUUCUACAGCACAGCACACCUGUCACACCUGAGAACAAUCAAAACAGUGGAAACGCUGGCAGCAAACGUGAGUUGCAACGCGUUUCGAGAACACACAGUGUACCAAGCAGAAUUCCUGAGACAGGAUCUGCCGUUCCUGUUAAACAUAUUAGUAGGAAACGUGCUCUUUCCUAGGUUUCUGCCCUGGGAAUUGAAGGCGAACAAGCACAAGCUGGAGGAAAAGAGAACGAAAAUGUUGGAAAACCACGACCAGUUUGUGACGGAGUGCCUGCACAGCGUAGCAUGGCACAACAAUACGCUGGGAAACUAUAACUACUGCCUGAAGGAAAGCGAAGGAAACUACACUCCGGAAAUUAUGAGGAAUUUCAUGCUAAAGCACUUCUAUCCAAAAAACUGUGUCCUAGUAGGAGUAAAUUUGGACCUCAAGGAGUUGUCAAAGUGGGCAAUGAGAGCAUUCGCAGAAUACAACGCAAUACCGAACCCGAAAGAGGAGAAGAAGUUGAAGCCAGAAUACACGGGAGGAGUCAGAUUUGAGCCUGGCCAAACACCAUUUACUCACUUUGCAGUGGCAUACCCAGUGGAAGGAUGGGAUAGCAAGCAGGUGAUAGCGACAACACUGCUGCAGUCGAUACUGGGAGGAGGAGGCAGCUUCACGACGGGUGGCCCAGGAAAAGGCUUGACAACGAGUUUAUACAACAAUGUGCUCAACAGAUACGAGUUUGUCGAAAGUUGCAUGGCAUUUAACACAGUGCACUCAACCACAGGGCUCUUUGGAAUAUACAUGGUGGUCAACGGAGGAUACGCAUCAGGGAACCUGGCACAAGUGUUCUCAAUAAUUAAGGACGAGUUUGAAAGAAUGAAACAACUGACUAACAAGGAGCUUACCAAGGGGAAAAACAGUUUAAAGUCCUUCCUGCACAUGAGUCUGGAACACAAGGCAAUAGUGUGCGAAGACGUGGGAAGACAGCUGCUGUUCUGCAACAGAGUGCUGGAGCCAGAGGACCUGGAGAGGCUGAUAGACAGCGUCACGCUAGAGGAGCUGAAGGCGGUGGUGAACGACCUGAGAAAUAAUAAGCCGAGCGUAGUGGUACACGGGAAGCUGGAUACCGUCCCGCACCCAGAUGUAGUACUCGAGUUGCUGAGGUGA
Molecule: messenger RNA, 1572 nt
Organism: Theileria orientalis strain Shintoku
Lineage: Eukaryota; Apicomplexa; Aconoidasida; Piroplasmida; Theileriidae
Product: mitochondrial processing peptidase subunit alpha
Exons: 5
Coding region: 1-1572 (523 amino acids)
Cellular component (GO): mitochondrion
Molecular function (GO): metal ion binding
Source: RefSeq, a predicted model, not a curated record